CGCAUACGGUUAGCCGAGUAACGGAAAACGGUUUCAGCAAGCGCGUACGGCGUACUCUCGAUAACAAUAAUAAACCCGGAAAACGGUCGAAAAAGUGUUGUCGUUGGCGGGGGAUGGGGUAAAUUAUUGUGUUUACUCGUCGUAACGAUACGAUUAAACACGUAUAUCGUGUAACGGCCGUGGUCACACUGUCAAAGUUGUCGGUGGCGCGCAGGGAUUGUCGCCGCGCUCUGUGGCCGCGGCUGUGCCCCUCUUGUCGCUUACUCGCUCGCUCGUGACUCAUUGCUGCGGCUGCCGGUUGCGCGCGCGAUGUGUGACCGGUUGGCCGCUCUGGACGGCCUCGUGCCGCCCGCCGUGAUGGCCUGCAGGUCAACGCCGUCGUCCCCUAACGCGUAUCGGGCCGUCAUCCAACUGCAGCAACUGGAGAAGACCGCGUCCGUGCCAGACCUGCAGCAGAAGAGGCAUCAUCACGGCGACGGGCCCGCGGCCGAUCAUCAAGCCGCUCCGGCGUCCGCGUGUCCAGACUCCAAAUCCGACGGCUGUCUGACCGAGACCGGACGACGGGCGCCUGUCACCAGCCUGAGCGGCACUUUUCUCACGCCUCCCUGCAAGGCAGAUAACAAGACUCUCGAUGGGCAAAAACAUCAACUCAAUCAAUUAAACAAUAUGACAAUGGCGACUGAUUGCACAAGAGACAUGCACCAGGAUGGACUAAUCCUACCACGGAAGCCGGCCAACCCAUGCCUGACCUCCGCUGACCAUCAAAACCUUCAUCGAGAACUCCUAUUCAAUCAAAAAAUCGGAAAAAAUGUUCUGGGACAAAAAUCAGAACUGCAAAAAGCGCUGGAAAAACACAAGCGAACUCAAAAUCAGAAGGAGAUCGAACAACAAAAGAACUCAUGCCGCACACCAUUCGAACGAAUGAUUGAAGAGCGGGCCAAAAAAAUCGAAACGCAAAUGGAAAAAACUGAUUCAAAAGAAAAGGACGAAGAUAAACCAGAAUUUCUACAGGUCCAUGCUAAACUGCGAGCCAAAAUGGCCAAAACAGACUGAUACUAAUCACUGCGAAAAUAUAUACACAUCCCAUUGAUACGGGGGUAAUAGAUUAUUAUUGAAUAAAGUGUUCAUUGAUUAUGUACAUUCUAUUUUUUUGAGUAUAUUAUAUUGAAAAUUUUAUCAUUUGUAUAAGUGUAAGUUUAUGAUUAUGUAGGACUAUUGAUUUGUAAUUAUUACAAUUAAUUUCCAUUAUAGAAGUGUAUAGAAACAUUUAUAUGUAUAAAAUAUUUUGAUUAUUAUUAUUACUAAAUAUUAUUGUAAAUUUUUUUUUUGUUUUAGACCAAUUUAUGAGUAUAUUUGUUUACCUACUUUUUCUGGCAAAUGUAUUCAACCAGAAAUUGUACAAUGCCUGCAAAUUUAGUCAAUUUUUCGAAUUUGAAAAAAAAUAUUCUAGGGUACGCGGGAUAUUGUUAAAAAAAAAAAUUUACAGCAAUAACUUGAUGUUUAUUUCAGCAUAAUAUCUCGACUAAUUAAAAUUAAUUAAAUAUUA
Messenger RNA from Metopolophium dirhodum (rose-grain aphid), 1546 nucleotides. RefSeq lists its product as uncharacterized. The transcript has 5 exons. Bases 310 to 1053 code for a protein of 247 amino acids. The record is from RefSeq and is a predicted model, not a curated record. Lineage: Eukaryota; Metazoa; Arthropoda; Insecta; Hemiptera; Aphididae.